Molecule: messenger RNA, 1086 nt
Organism: Olea europaea var. sylvestris
Lineage: Eukaryota; Viridiplantae; Streptophyta; Magnoliopsida; Lamiales; Oleaceae
Product: mediator of RNA polymerase II transcription subunit 6
Exons: 5
Coding region: 58-837 (259 amino acids)
Biological process (GO): regulation of transcription by RNA polymerase II
Cellular component (GO): mediator complex; core mediator complex
Molecular function (GO): transcription coactivator activity
Source: RefSeq, a predicted model, not a curated record
AGAGAUUGUUAAUACAUUAGUAUCGCAAUCAAAUCAACUGUCAAGAAAGCAGAAGCAAUGGCAACGACGCCAAUGGUACCGCCAAACCCGGCUUUGGCUGGAAACCCGAAUUUCGACGGGGCCGCACCACCAGCUAUGGCGGCGCCACAGCCACCGGGAACAGAUAUGACUGGCAUAUGCUUCCGGGACCAGCUGUGGCUUAACACUUACCCACUAGAUCGGAAUUUGGUGUUUGAUUACUUUGCUCUUUCUCCGUUCUACGACUACACGUGCAACAACGAGCAGCUCCGACUCCGCUCCAUCCACCCCCUCGACCACUCUCAACUCUUGAAAAUGACAGGCAUAGAGUACAUGUUGACUGAAGUGACAGAGCCUCAUCUGUUUGUGAUUCGUAAGCAAAAGAGAGAUAGUCCGGAGAAAGUGACCCCUAUGCUAACGUAUUACGUCUUGGAUGGGUCAAUUUAUCAGGCUCCUCAGCUUUGCAAUGUUUUUGCUGCACGAGUUGGACGAGCUCUAUAUCACAUAUCAAAGGCUUUUACUACAGCAGCAUCGAAGUUGGAAAAAAUUGGAUUUGUUGAUGCUGAAAACGAGAAGACAGUCCUGGAAUCAAAAGCCACCAAGGACGCCAUUGACAUAAAGGAACUUAAGCGACUGGACCAUAUUCUAGCAUCGCUUCAACGCAAGCUACCAGCUGCUCCACCACCACCUCCCUUCCCUGAAGGCUAUGCCCCUCCAACUGCAGAAGGGGAGAAAAGCUCUGAUAAUCAGCAAGCAGACACCCAGCCGCCUGUUGAUCCCAUUAUCGACCAAGGCCCAUCUAAGAGAAGGAAAUUUUGACACGGGAGUCCCUCAUUCUCACUUCAUUCUUUAUCUGUCAUUUCUUGAGAGAAUCCAGCAGAGUCCAGGGCUAGUCGAAAUGGCAUGGACUGGGUUACAAUAUAGCUCAAAUUAGCUAGUGUUACAAUUUUGUAAUAUUUCAAAAUUUGAAAGUUUGAUGGUAAUGCUUGUUUCUACGUUGUCACCGAUGUACUUUCCCAUAUUUUCAUCAGCUGAAUUAGAAAAGAUAUCGGAGAUUAUAUUGGUCUA